AUGGACGUUGACAUGGACGUGGACGUGGACGUGGACAUGGACAUGGACGUGGACGUGGACAUGGACAUGGACGUGGACGUGGACGUGGACGUUGACGUGGACGUGGACGUGGACGUGGACGUGGACGUGGACAUGGACGUUGACGUGGACGAGAACGUGGACGUGGACGUGGACGUGGACAUGGACGUGGACAUGGACGUGGACGUGGACGUGGACAUGGACAUGGACGUGGACGUGGACCUGGACGUGGACGUGGACGUGGACGUGGACGUGGACGUGGACAUGGACGUGGACGUGGACGUGGACGUGGACAUCGAUUGUGGCAAACACGAUCGUGAUGGGCGGUCCAUGAUCCGAGUAACAAUGCUUCACAUUUUAUACCGGCAAAAAGAGCUGGAAUCUCAUCCCAAGCUAUCUGGGAUUGUGGCAAACACGAUCGUGCUGGGCGGUCCAUGA
This is a messenger RNA of Closterium sp. NIES-65, 456 nucleotides long. Lineage: Eukaryota; Viridiplantae; Streptophyta; Zygnematophyceae; Desmidiales; Closteriaceae. The record is from the annotation of a GenBank genome assembly.